UUACCGGAAAAAACACACUUACAAAGAUGAUAUGCAACCAUGUGCGUACUUCCAUAUCUCAAAUACCCAUAAAAUUCCAUCUCCUCAGGCGCCGACCACAAAAAGAAAAAGUUCUGGUGGUGUUGGGAGUCACCGGUGCCGGAAAAUCAAGACUCUCCGUCGAUCUCGCCACCCACUUCACCGCCGAGGUUGUUAACUCCGACAAGAUACAAAUGUACCAAGGUUUAGACAUUACUACCAACAAGAUCACCUAUGAAGAAUGCAAUGGUGUCCCUCACCACCUCAUCGGAAUCAUACCACCCGAAGCGGAUUUCACCGCGAAAGACUUCGUUCGGACUUCAUCGCUAGCGAUUGAGUCGAUCAUCGGUAGAGGCAAGCGGCCGAUCAUAGCCGGAGGAUCGAAUUCUUUCGUCGAAGCAUUGAUUGAUGAUCGGAGUUGUGAGUUUCGUUCGCGCUACGACGUUUGUUUCUUGUGGGUUGACGUCGCAAUGCCGGUGUUGAAACGGUUUGUAUCCGACCGGGUUGAUCGGAUGGUGGCAGCGGGAAUGGUGGAGGAGGUUCGGAAAAUGUAUAACCCUAAUUCGGAUUACUCGAAGGGAAUCCGUCGCGCCAUCGGGGUACCCGAAUUCGACUCGUAUUUCCGCUCGGAAUACUCGUCAUCAAUCAACGAAGAAACGAGAGCAAAAUUAUUAGAAUCCGCGAUUAACGACGUAAAGAUCAAUACAUGCGCACUUGCAUGCCAACAAUUAAAAAAAAUUGACCGGCUAAGAAACGUUAAAGGUUGGGAUCUUCACCGAAUUGACGCCACAAAAGUUUUUGAAACGACAGGUAAACAUGCUGACGAUGCGUGGUCUGAGCUGGUGAGAGCACCAGCUACAACCAUCGUCAGCCAGUUUAUCCGUAGUCAUUCUUGUAUUCCUACCACUGUCGACGAAUCUGUCACGUCUAACAGAUUCGCCGACAGUGUGAUUAGAGAAUACGAAAGAAGAGCCCCGGUGACAGCCGCCGAGAGUUGCUAGGUACCAUGGAAGUUAUUCCAUGACCAAUUUGCACAAAUAAAAUUAUUUUUUUUUUGGCAUUUUGGCUUUUGCAUUGGGAAUAUAUGUCAUGUAGGUAAUGUGUUGUACCGUACAAUAUACUUAUACGUGUUUCAGUGAAUUGACUGAAAUACCCUUUAGAGUAGGAAUAAUAAUAAUUGGGAUAGAUCAUUUAAAAAUGUAUGACAGUGUAUGUAUGAUCUGUAACAGGAGUGUGUACAAAAUAUAAUACAAUGUAUCUAUGUUUUCUCUAUGA
Molecule: messenger RNA, 1293 nt
Organism: Helianthus annuus (common sunflower)
Lineage: Eukaryota; Viridiplantae; Streptophyta; Magnoliopsida; Asterales; Asteraceae
Product: adenylate isopentenyltransferase 3, chloroplastic
Exons: 1
Coding region: 27-1019 (330 amino acids)
Biological process (GO): tRNA modification; cytokinin biosynthetic process
Cellular component (GO): mitochondrion
Molecular function (GO): tRNA dimethylallyltransferase activity
Source: RefSeq, a predicted model, not a curated record